Messenger RNA from Pneumocystis murina B123, 1013 nucleotides. RefSeq lists its product as hypothetical. Gene Ontology annotation, cellular component: cytoplasm. Bases 38 to 949 code for a protein of 303 amino acids. Gene Ontology annotation, molecular function: iron-sulfur cluster binding. Gene Ontology annotation, biological process: iron-sulfur cluster assembly. The transcript has 2 exons. NCBI's taxonomy places the organism in Eukaryota, Fungi, Ascomycota, Pneumocystomycetes, Pneumocystales, Pneumocystaceae. The record is from RefSeq and is a predicted model, not a curated record.
AAAUUUAUUAAAAAAAAACUGAUUAUAAGAUUAUUAGAUGGGAUCUGAUCCUGAAAAACAAGAUAAAUCACUAUCAAAUACAUAUAAAGAUGGUGAAUCUCUUUUGAGUAGUUUUUUUCCGGGAAAAAUUGAAGAUUUUUUGUUAACACAAAAUAAGACAACACAAAAUAAUAUUUUAAUACUUUUACCAAAUAAUUUCAGUAUAAACAAGGACCUUAGUAUAGACACAAAGAAUUAUAGAGCAGAUAUUUGUUAUAUAAAUGAUAUUUAUACAGGAUCAAAAGUUCUUGAGAAGGAAUUAUAUGAAUGUUUUUUUCUUAUAUCAACCGAACAGAAAAGCCUUAAUGAGUUCAUUCUUAUACUUAAUCCUCUCCUAAUGUCUAUAAAAUAUGAGAAAGGAGGGCGUAUUCGCAUAGAAAAUUCAGAAAGAAGAAACCAAGUUCGCCAAGAAGCUAUUUUACAAGGUUGGAACGUUAAUCUUGAAAAUGAAGAACUCAUAUUUUUAAGGCCAAUUAUCCCAGAAAAUGCGGUUCCUUUACCAAAAAAAAAGACAAAUCUUAAAAAAAACAACUACAAUAUAAAAUUCGAUAAUAUAGAAUUAAUUAACGAAGAUGAUCUUCUAGAACCAUCCGAUUUAAUUCCUCCUACAUAUGAAAAUAAUUUUUGCAACAAUCAAUCAAUAAAGAAAAAAAAAAGAUGUAAAAAUUGUACAUGCGGCUUGAAACAAGACGAAACAGAAAUAACGGAAAAAAUAGACAAAAUGACAAUACAUUUGCUAAAAGAACACGAACUUGGAGAUAUAGAUUUCAUAAAGGCAAGUAAUAUUAUCAGUAAUUGUGGAAAUUGUUAUCUUGGUGAUGCUUUUCGAUGUAGCAAAUGCCCUUAUUUUGGAAUGCCUGCUUUUAAACCAGGAGAAAAAAUCCAACUAAAACUAAACGAUCUUGAAUAAUUUAUUGUUAUAAAAAAUGUAAAAUUUAAACUAGAAAAUAUUAUUCAAUAUAUAACUUUUUAUA